AUGGCUUCUCUUCUCCUUUCAACUUCCCCUUGUACCAUCUCCAACAAGAACUCUUCUAAUAAUUUAUCUUCUUCAUUCUUGAACAAGUUCAAAAUCCCAUCUCUUUUAUCCACCAAGAAGCUUGCUCAUGUCCCAUGUAAAGUGGCAUGCCAAGCAAAAAAUAAUGACCAAAAUGAUAAGUCGGAUGGAAAAUUCGAUAGAAGAAACCUCCUCAUCGGUCUAGGUGGCCUAUAUGGUACCGCCGCUAGCUUAGCUGGCGAUCCCAUGGCCACUCUAGCUGCUCCGAUCUUGGCGCCUGAUGUAAGCAAAUGUGGCAAUGCACAGUUGCCAUCAGGCGUCAAGCCUACCAAUUGUUGUCCUCCUUCGUCCACCAAGAUUGUUGAUUUCAAACUACCCGUGACGUCUAAUGCAUUGCGGGUAAGGCCUGCGGCUCAUUUAGCCGAUGCUGAUUAUAUUGCCAAGUAUACGAAAGCCCUAAACCUCAUGAAGGCUCUCCCGGAUAGUGAUCCACGUAGCUUUAAGCAACAAUCUAAUGUUCAUUGUGCUUAUUGUGAUGGGGCGUAUCAACAAGUUGGAUUUCCGAAUCUUGAGCUCCAAGUUCAUGAUUCUUGGCUCUUCAUGCCUUUCCAUAGAUGGUACUUAUACUUCUUUGAGAAGAUCUUGGGUAAUUUGAUUGGGGAUCCAAAUUUUGCAAUGCCAUAUUGGAAUUGGGACAAUCCAAAUGGUAUGCAAAUACCUUCCAUGUACACCGAUAAGAACUCGCCUCUUUACGAUGCCCUUCGCGAUGCCCGCCACCUUCCACCAACAAUUGUGGACCUCGAUUACAAUGGAUCUGAUUCACCAACAGAUGAUCAAACUCAAAUAUCAAGCAAUUUAACCGUCAUGUAUAGGCAAAUGGUGUCUAAUUCCCGAACUCCCCGCCUUUUCAUGGGAAGUCCAUACCGUGCCGGAGAUGAGCCGGAUCCAGGACCCGGGUCACUUGAGAACAUGCCUCAUGGCCCGGUUCACAUAUGGGUCGGGGAUAGCACCCAACCAAAUUUUGAGGACAUGGGCAACUUUUAUUCGGCCGGGCGCGAUCCUAUAUUCUAUGCUCAUCACUCAAAUAUAGAUCGCCUUUGGUCGAUAUGGAAAACCCUAGGAGGCCGUCGCCAAGACUUUACCGAUCCAGAUUGGCUCAACUCAUCGUUUCUAUUCUACGAUGAGAAUGCUCAAAUGGUUAGGGUUAAGGUCAAGGAUAGCUUGGACAGCACGAAACUCGGCUACAAUUAUCAAAACGUGGACACCCCAUGGAUGGAUAGCAAACCAAAGCCUAGAAAUUCCAAACUUUUUGGAAACCUAAUUGGUAAACGUGGAAAUGGCAUAGCAAUGGCAGCCAAUGGUCCAAAACCUUCAACACCGGUGACGGUUCUACCAAAGGUUCUAGAUGGACCUAUCACGAUUAAGGUGGCGAGGCCAAAGAAGAGUAGGAGCAAGAAGGAGAAAGAUGAUGAAGAAGAAAUUUUGGUGAUAGAGGGUAUAGAAGUGGAUAGAGAUGCGUUUGUGAAGUUCGACAUACUUAUAAACGACGAACAUGGAUCGCAUAGCGGACCAGAGAAGACGGAGUUUGCUGGAAGCUUCGUGAACGUGCCACAUAAACACAAGCAUAAACACGCUAAAAAGACUAAGACGGACUUGAGGCUAGGAAUAACCGAGCUAUUGGAAGACUUGGGUUGUGACGAUGAUGAUAGUGUGUUGGUGAGUUUGGUUCCACGAUAUGGGUCCAAAGGUGCGGUCAGCGUGAGUGGGAUCAAGAUCGAGUUUGAAUAA
Impatiens glandulifera is the source of this 1806-nucleotide messenger RNA. RefSeq names its product polyphenol oxidase, chloroplastic-like. Gene Ontology annotation, biological process: pigment biosynthetic process. Gene Ontology annotation, molecular function: catechol oxidase activity. Bases 1 to 1806 code for a protein of 601 amino acids. The transcript has a single exon. Lineage: Eukaryota; Viridiplantae; Streptophyta; Magnoliopsida; Ericales; Balsaminaceae. The record is from RefSeq and is a predicted model, not a curated record.